Porites lobata is the source of this 2039-nucleotide messenger RNA. The record is from the annotation of a GenBank genome assembly. NCBI's taxonomy places the organism in Eukaryota, Metazoa, Cnidaria, Anthozoa, Scleractinia, Poritidae.
UCGGUUCUCUUGGCCAUCAUCAACAAACUGUUCGAUCAAUCAGGCAUACACGGCAUAAUAAUAAAUAGCAGCAUUUUAGAAGUUUUCCGGAAAAAAAUAUUCUGCCUAGAGAAAGCGGUCAAGAAAGCAAGUAAGUGUGGUGGAAGGCAAUUAAAUGCGCUUGUCACAAAGUUGAGAACUGGUCCUUGCUAUUCAUUUAAGGUGUAUUAUAACGAGGUUGAUGUGGUUCAGCUAAAAAAUGAGAACACCAAGUUAAGGGGAGAGAAAAGAGUUUUAGAGGAAUCACUAGUACAGGAAAAGGCACAGCGAUUGCAAGUUGAUAAAAAAGCCCAAGAAGCUCUCGAGAAAGCUGAGAAGAAACGGGCCUUCUACAAGAAAAAAUUUGUGCAAUUGGCCAAAAAAGUGAUCAAAAAUGGGAAGAAAGGAAGAGGCCCCUCUAACAAGAAGUUUCAUGAUUAUUCCAAGCACCACCAGAAGAGAAUAAAAAACCAGUUGAAGGAGGAAUGCCAAACUACACUGUCCUUUCUUGGGAUGUACAAUUUUAUUGCUACCAAAAUUGAAGUACUUAACACUGACACUAAUCAAUAUGAAACUUUCAAUCUUGUUGGGGAGGGAGAACUGGCAUUCACCCAAAGGAACUUACUAAUGAUGACCUUGAUAACAUAAAUAUGUGGCUGUAUCUGAAAGAUAAGUUCAAUAUUUCAAAUGAGGCCUGGCAUGAAAUUGCCAUGAAAGCCAAUGGUGUUCCCAAUACCUAUUCCAUCAAGAAGCGAAUCAAGGAACUAAACAGUAAGUGGAACCUGAAACCAACUCCAGGAGAUACUGAGGGUGUUCAGUUAGGAUUUUCUGACAGUUUGCAAGAACACAUUGUGAAGCUUCAGCAAACUGGAGAGAUCAAAGGUGGGGAAACUAUUAAGAUCAAACUUAGUGGUGAUGGAACAAAUAUCGGAAAGAGGCUUACAGUUGUCAAUUUCACUUUUACUAUUCUGAAUGAAAAGGAACUGGCAAUGGGUGAGAAAGGUAACUAUGUACUUGCUCUUAUAAAAACUACAGAGACAUAUGAUAAUACAAGAGAGAGCCUGGCUGACCUUCGAAUGGAAAUGUCAAACUUAAAGGAGAUAAGUGUAAAUAAUUGCACCUAUCAAAUUGAGUACUUUUUAGGUGGUGACUGGAAAUUUUUAGCGCUGGUCUGUGGACUAGGUAGGGCAAAUGAGGAUUAUGCUUGCGUGUGGUGCAAGUGUCCCAAGCAGCAACGAUGGGACAAAAGCAAAAAGUGGUCGAUCAGUGACCCCACAUUUGGUGCCAGAACUAUCGACGAAAUAGCAAGGUUUUCAAUCGGAAAAAAAUUCAGCUAUAAGGCAAGACCAUUAUUCGAUUUUAUACCAAUGGAUCAUGUUAUUAUAGAUAAAUUACAUCUUUUCCUGAGGAUCUCAGAUGUUUUAAUUGACCUGCUCAUAAGAGAGUUGAGAAGAAGUGAUGCUAUCGAAAAAAAGAAAACUUUCUCUGACAGCUUCCCAAGAGAUAAGCAAAAACACAUGGCAAGUUAUGAGGAAUUCGUCAAAAGCAUUGGAAUCUCUUUAAAUUUUAGAAUUAAUAAAGAGAGUAAAAAGCUGGAAUAUAGAGAUCUUACGGGACCAGAAAAAUUGAAACUGUUUCAGAAUAUUAACAUUCCUACGCUUCUUCCUCGGUGCAGGCAAAACAAAGAAAUACAAGUGAUGUGGCAAAAAUUUAUGGAGUUCAUUGGUGAUUUGAAACUAGAUUUUACAUCGGAGGAUGACAUUCUUCAACUGCAAGGAGAUGUCAAAUCAUGGUUUGGACUCUUUCUUAAUGUGUACCAAGCAAAGGAUGUGACCCCUUACAUGCAUGCACUACAUUGCCAUGUUCCUGAAUUCCUGUCACUGUAUCAAAACAUUGCACAUUACACUCAACAAGGUUUGGAAAAAUACAACGAUAGAGCUUCUAAAGACGUUUUCAGAUCCUCAAAUCACAAAGAAAUUGAUGCACUUAAACAACUCUUUCUGAAGACAAACAGGAUUUAG